Mobula hypostoma (lesser devil ray) is the source of this 4192-nucleotide messenger RNA. RefSeq names its product UDP-glucuronate decarboxylase 1 (gene uxs1). The record is from RefSeq and is a predicted model, not a curated record. Gene Ontology annotation, cellular component: cytoplasm. Gene Ontology annotation, molecular function: NAD+ binding; UDP-glucuronate decarboxylase activity. NCBI's taxonomy places the organism in Eukaryota, Metazoa, Chordata, Chondrichthyes, Myliobatiformes, Myliobatidae. Gene Ontology annotation, biological process: D-xylose metabolic process. The transcript has 8 exons. The coding region runs from base 1 to 660 and encodes 219 amino acids.
AUGUAUUCACAGGCAGAUCCAGAAGUUCAUCCACAACGCGAAGAUUACUGGGGUCAUGUAAAUCCAAUUGGACCAAGAGCCUGCUAUGAUGAGGGGAAAAGAGUGGCUGAAACAAUGUGUUACGCCUAUAUGAAGCAGGAAGGAGUAGAAGUUCGGGUUGCUCGAAUAUUCAAUACAUUUGGUCCACGCAUGCAUAUGAAUGACGGCAGGGUCGUGAGUAACUUUAUUCUACAGGCUCUCCAAGGAGAAGGUCUGACAGUUUAUGGUUCAGGCUCUCAGACUAGAUCUUUCCAAUAUGUGAGCGACCUUGUGAAUGGAUUAGUGGUUUUGAUGAACAGCAAUGUCAGCAGUCCCGUUAAUGUGGGAAACCCAGAAGAACACACCAUUCUGGAAUUUGCCAAAUUAAUUCGGAGCCUUGUUGCAGGGAGCAGAAGUGAAAUUUUGUCACUUCCAGAAGCACAAGAUGAUCCCCAACGAAGAAAUCCAGAUAUCAGAAAAGCUAAAUUAUUGCUGGGAUGGGAGCCUGUGGUUCCCCUGGAAGAAGGCCUAAACAAAACAAUUGACUACUUCCGUAAAGAACUAGAAUAUCAGGCAAAUAAUCAAUAUAUCCCAAAACCGAAACCUGCUAAAACAAAGAAAGCCAGAGUGAGACAUGCCUAAUGGACUGGAGGAGAUUAAGCCAUCAACACCCCAGGGAAUAGAAUGAAAAAUUAGUUAUUAAAGAACCUUUGAAAAAUAAUUAAAAUUGAACUCUAAUUUGUAGUUUGAGCUUGCUUCUACAGAUGGAUGUGCCUACAAAAAAAAGAAGAAAAUUCAGAUCUUGCCUUGCACUUUUUAAUCUAUUUUAUUUAAAGUGGCAUUGCAUUCUUGGGUAGCUUUAUAUGUACUUAGUUUAUUUUGUUUGUCUUUGAACUUUUUUUUCAUUGAUGUGAAGGAUUUUGCAUUUUAAAAAAACCUGUUUGAAAUAGGCUUACCUAAAACAAGAGGUACUGGUUUAUUUUUACCAUGAUCAUGUGCAAUGAUUUUCAAUCAAUCUAACAGUGUGGUUAGGUGCAAUCAGUGGUUGAUCUUGACAUCUAAGUGGUUCCUCAUUCACAAACUUUUGCUUGUUCAUUUUUAAGAGUUGUAAAAAUGUUCUAAAAUUAGGGAAUAUAUUUCUUUUUGUAAGAUCUAUUUGUUAUAUAAGAGUUUAAAAAGAAAGUAGUUGUCUCAAUCACUGCUACAUGGUAUAUGUGCUUGGAGGGAGAAGUGUGUGAAUAUACGUACGUAUGUAUUUUAAGUGUUGAUUUAAAAUAUGUUGGUGGGAUAUCAUAUUUAAGCUAUUUUUUACAUGUAGAAUUACAAAAAAUUGUUAUUUGUAUGUCUUGUUUUGUGAGAUGUUUAUAUCGUCUUAAAGUUGUUAAAAUUGGAAAUGUCAAUUUACUUUUGCCUAAAUAGUUCCCAAUUUAAAUGAAAAUUUAAAAACUCAUUGGUGAUUGUUGUCAUUCUUCUCUUUUUUUUUCAACCAGUAAAUAAAACUGGGAAGAGAUGGCCUGGUCUCAGAUUUACAACCAAACAGAUGAUGAAGGCAACUUUUCAUGGGAUCCUCCACUUUCUUAAUUGGUUUAAUGUUCAUAGUAGCUUGGAGUGCAGGGACUGAUCUACCUGGGUGUCUUUCAUCUUCCUGAAACCAAAUCUGUUUAUUCUAGUUCUAACUGUCAGAAAAAUGGUCGAACAGAGCUUCAAUCCUUAGAGAAACUGGAUUUAUUAAAACAUGCAUAAAGUCACCUAAUUCAAAUUCCCAUCAUGAGAUCUGGUCAUUGUCAGAAUGCCUUUCAGGUCCAAAGUGAUUAAGCUCACUGUAUUAAACUCCCAUCUUGUUUAUAUUUCACUUGUAACCUCUGUCUCCCAUUUAUACAACUAACGGUCCCUCCAAACUUAAUAUUAUAUCGAAACUUAGUUGUUUAUCUCUCACUUCCUUUCCUUUUUGACCAGCUUCCAAAGAGAAAGAAAGAUACUUUGUGCAGGUCCUUUGAAACACUAGUUUCAUCCAGACCAUUGUAGAAUGUUCUCUUUAUUUCUGCCAUCUUUUAUCCCUAUUGGCCAAUGAUGCACAGAAUCCUUGCAAUCUUGUAUAUUUGUGGUUUAAGUUCUUUUUAGGUAUUUGGAAAUCAUAUCUAUAAACACAUGCUGUAGUCAGCUAAAAUGAAAAAUUCCUCCAGGUUAGGUAGUAUGACUCGCUCUUUGUUAAUCUAUGCUAACUUUCUAAUCAGAUGGUAAUUUAUAAAAUGGCACUAUCCAUUGGAUACAUUUGAUAUCCCCCACAAUUUGUAUGAAAUACAGGUCAAACUGUUGUUUUCCAAGAACUUCAGCCUAAAUUUUUUCAAAUCUCAAAGUAUAUUCCCCAAAGUUGGACAACUUUACAAAGUAAUAACUAAGACAGCUGUAGUUUUCAUGGUUCAGAUUAUUGUGACAUGGAAGCUGUAUAUCCUUGUGUUAAAAGUUUGUAGCCUAUCUAUUGGACAUACCAGAAUGCUAUUUUAAUCAUUCAGAAACUCUUUUGGCCAAAAUAUCUUGAAAGGAUUGAGUCUAAAUAUUUUCUUUUUACACUGUGUUUCAAUCAUUCUCCUUCGUAUGCUCAGUUAGAAAUUGUUUCAAUGUAUGAGGAAGACUAUAUUGCUCAUUGUUUUGUUUAUCUAACACUUGUCAAAGCAAGGUUUAUUCAUGUUUUGGGACGUUCAGUAGAAGCGCAGAAGCUGAAAUUUAUCACUGCAGAUUUCUGGGUAAGAUAAGUACAGUAAAACUGAAACACUAAUGCACUCAGGAUUUUAGUAGUGUUGGCAGCAGCAGCUUCUUCUGGAUUAUUGGUCGUUACUUUUAUUUUCACUUUACAUGUUUCAUCAUAGAAUAAUCAAUUUUCUGUCAAACUUGGUGAAUUUUAGACAAUAAAAGAUGUACAGUAAACACUAGACCCCAGCUCUGGCUGUACAGUCUUUCUGCUGUUUGUACUUUGGACUAUUAAGUGAAUAUUAAGCCAAACCAUCAGGAUUUCUGAACAAUUAGAUGGUGGAUUAUCAGAGCUUUACUACAUUGUGGGAAAAAAUGUCUUUCUUAAUCACUUCAAAGCAGUGAAUACUUUGAGAGCGACUAUUGGCAUGAAAGAUUUAUGGCAAUAUAUAAACAUUAAUAUUUACACUACACAUGAAAUUGCUGUCUUGAAUUAGAUGCGGGGUAAUGUUACAAUUGAAUGUUUGACAUUUAUACUUGGGUAUGAUCUGUUGAUGUCUAAGUUGAAGGGGUCUGUGUUGGUAAGAUGAAUGAUUUGAGUGUAGGUUGACUGAGACUUGUUUUCAAUCCAUAGUGCCCCAAAUAAUGUGCCUUAACUGUAUUUUGAAAGUAUUAAUGUGAUUUUUUAAAAAUUAUUUCACAUUUGUGCUGCCUCUUUGAGUGAUAUUGGCAGGUUAGUGGCAGAUGGUGAUCAUACAUACACACACACAAUUGCUAAAAGUAAAUUUUAUGGGACUUGUACAACCAAAGGCACGUUUUUGUAAUUUUUGCCUAGACUUGAACACAAGUCCACAAUCAAAAGAUUGCUGUGUAGGUUUGUUGAUAUAAGCGUUUAAUAUACUAUAUUAAACUCCUAUUGUUUGAGUCACUAUUUGAUGUGACAAUUUUAAGUACUUAAUCCAAUUAAUGUCUUGUCUAAUAUAAUCUAUUGUGAACAAGUCCCUACCAUGCCUCUUACAAGGUAAAUAAUGGAAAGUUAUUGCUUGAAUUUUCUGUACCUGAUUUUUUGGAGUAGUUAAUAUUCCAAUUCUGUUUGGUUGUAAAUAAAUAAAGGUUUUGAAAUUUGUGGAAACUGACUUUGAGUUUUCUGUGAACAUUAUAAUAGGAAAAUCGUGAAGCAACCAGAGUUGACUGUAUCACAGACCAGUUUAGCUACAGGAAGGCAUCUUGACUGUGUAUGUGUGUGUACAUGGACGACUGCAUUGGUGCAGCUUCCUGCACCCGUGCUGAACUCAUGGAUUUCAUCCACUUUGCCUCCAACUUCCACCCUGCCCUCAAAUUCACCUGGUCCAUUUCCAACACUUUCUCGAUUUUGCUGUCUCUAUCUCUGGAGACAGCUUAUCCACCAAUGUCAAUUAUAAACCAACGGACUCUCACAGCUACCUGGACUAUACCUGUCCCACCCUGCUACUUGUAAAAAUGCCAU